AUUGUUACCUCUCUAACUCAAACCCUAUAAAACCAGCUAGCAGCAUCUUCCGGUCUUUUAUUCUGCUCUCGAACAAGCUGAAUGAUGCAUCACUCACUAAUAGCAAUACUUUCAUGCCUUGGAAUUAUUUUAUUGGUCACUGCUUGGGAAGGUGAGUUUAUAUAUUCAUGACUGCGAUUUGGGUUUAGGGUUCGGGGCUACUCACACUCAAGAUGCGGUGUUGCCUCUUUUUUAAUAUUUUGAUAAUGACAAUAAAUUCAUCAAGUGAAUAUGUAAUACAUUGAAUAUAAAUUAAGCUAAUUUAGUUAAUGAAGAAUCCUGGUAUGUAAUUUUACCUUGAGGUCCUCACAGGGUUAUCGUCAGAAUUUCAAAGUGAAUUCAAAGUUGUAGGACAAAAUAGACAAAAAGAACACACUUUAUCUAGUGUAACCUACAAUUUUAAAUUCAGUUUGAUUUCCUAUCUAAUAACCCAAAUCUGUGUAUUAUAUAAUCUAUCAAAUUUUUUAAAUUUUCUUGGAAAUAUAUUAUUUUAGCUAUUUAAUGGCAUAAAAAAUGUUAGACAACUUAAUAAAUUUGAAAUAGUAGAAAACUUUGUAUAUGUAUAAACAAAAUUCAUAAUGACUAUUACACCUUGGUCUGCCUGUUAGAGGAUUGGACAACAAAAUUUUCAAGGCAAAUAUGUUUCAUUAGGCAAUUUUUAAAUCUGGAAACAUUGAAUAAUAUGGCAUGAAAGGGACACUCUAGCCAUCAUAAUAACUUCCUCUAAAGGAAGUUGUUAUGGUGCCAGGAGCCCCCCGGGCACACUCUUACCAUAAGGGGUUAAAUUCUUCUUGAACGGUUUAACCCCAAAGUUUUCCUCCACCACCAAACUGCAGAUCAGCCAGGCGGUAUCUGGCUUUUGAAUCUUAGGUACAGAAAGCAUGGAGUGCCGCCAGGUAAGACUGCGCUCAGGGUUCUCCUGGCACAAUAACACAUUGAUUUAGAUUAAGUUGUUCUGGUGAUCAGAGUGUUCCUUUAAUAAAAUAGGGUAGGCUCUAUAACAGAAUAGCUCAACUGGGGCACAAAGAACCACUUAGAACCAGAGUACUGGCUGAUGUUUUUGUUACAUACAGGGAUAGGCGUAUUAAACUCAAAAAAGGUUCUAAAUGUUACUAUUAGAACUGUGUACAGAAACAGAAAGGGAAACUUACAAAAGGAAGGAACUUACAGAAAUCAGGAAAAACCCAAAGCUAAAAAAAAAAUCUGUGUCAGGAAGAAAAGUAACUGGUGACUUAACAAAUACUGGCCUGUUCCCCUGUAUAAAAUACAUUUAAAGCAACACUCCAAUUAAUGUUUAGGCACUGUAAAACCUUCAGGGGUUAAACUGUUUUCCAAUGAUUUACCCCUGAUGUUGGUUCCCCAGAGCCUCCUGUGGUAUUAAAAUAACAUUAAUAAUAAAAUAUAAUCACUCUGGUCCGUCUUCUUGAACAAUUAUUUAUUCAGAGACAGACACCAGGCAGCAUGCAAGUAAAUUGUAAACAAACUAACUCACUUCCUUCUUCCCUUGUACCGUUAUAUGUGGAAUUUCGUCAGACAGGGUGAUAGUUUGAGAGCGUUAAAGGAAGCACUCAGCCUAUCACUGCACAUCCAUUGAGAGAAACACUAAGUACUAUUUCUUUCAAAGGGUGACCAGGAUAGGCUGAGAGCACUAGCUGAUGGGCCACCCUCCAAACCUCUACCAUACUUUGGGGUAAAACGUUGGAAAGUGGUUUGUAAGUAAGACGUUACCUAGACACUCCUGUGAUAUAGUUCACUACCUAGAUGAUCUUCCAUUGAGACUUCAUUUAAGAGAAAAAACUCAGGCUUUAAUGAAGCCAAUGAGGUCCACACUUAUUAUGUAAUAUAUUUUUCACAACUGCCUUCUAUUCUUAGAUAGAAAUACAAAUAAAUAGUUAAAUGAGCCAGCUGGUCUGUUUCAUACACUGAUAGCCUCAAAAGAUCAUCGACUUGGGGUUCGUCCAUAGUUUAUAGAAAGCAAGUGUGGAUUUUAUCAACAACCAAUUUCAUGGGUGUUUCCAAUGGUGUAAAAUGAUCAAUUUCUUAACUGGAAUGUAAUACACCAGGGUUAUUUAUUAUAGUGACAAUUCAAACUAAAUUCAAAGUGAAUUUCAAAUUUAAGUUCAAAAUAAAUGAACUGGAAAAAUGAUCCAUAUGGGCUACUCUGACUUUUAAUUUGAAAUUCUCUUUGAAUUCACUUUAAACCCCCACUUCAGUGUAUAACCCUGUAGGUGCAUGCUUUUUAGAAAAUGGAUGUGGAUUUACUCACCAUACACGAUAUUAAAGGGUUACACUAGAUCCCCGACCUGGGCUCCGUACCUUUAUUAUUAAUACAAUGGCCACUAGGACACUAGGUCCUACCCCACUAAAAUCAGUGUGGACCCCAUGUGAUGGGUAUUUUCUAGCAGGGGUUCUGUUGACCCCCAUAUGAUAUAGGAUAUUGAAUCCCUUGGAUUAUAGCAGCUAGCUAGCAAGCGCUGACCAACCACCGUAUAAUUAACCGUCGUGUCACCAAUGUUUUUUUUUAACUAUUUGAACUAUUUGCUUGCUGGCUGCUAGCACUGCCUGCAGAAAAAUAGUUCACGUUUAAAAAAAAAAAUAAUAAUAAUUUGGUCCGGAUUUUAGUCAUCUGGUGAUGUUUGGUCCAGUUGAAAUUUGGACCAACUUCAGGCAGUUUAUGUCUCGAAUAACAAAUUACAAAAUCCGGGUAUUGUUGAAUUCCAUCAACAAUGAUUUUGCAGUCCAAUCGGCCCCAUACAGCAGUGAAUGGUUUUGCGUCAUUCGGUACGAGUUCAUUUGGAUUUUAGUGAAUAACCCUGUUAAUCUUCAUUAGAAAUUUGCACUUUUAUAAAUUAAUCUAGCUUCAUCCCCAGCUGUAAAUCUGACAAAGGUGUCCUAUUACUUCCUGGUUUGGUUAGCUCAGUGGAGCUAAACUCAAUUGUCCAAAGCAUCUGCCUUGCAAAGCCUUCUCACUGAGCUGCAUCAGGAAUUCUUUUUAGAUAUACCCUAACAUAAAAACGACAUAAUUAAAUGCAUGCAUGUUUUCAUUGGAGCUGUACCUACUAAUCAGUGAUUUUAUUUUUUAUUGUUUUUUUUAAUUUGGGCAGUGAGGUAGCCUUUUAAUGUAAGUGCCUUUGGACAUUUGAAGUAAUAAAAAAAUUUUUCACAGAAGUAUUCAUGAAAACAAAGUACUGGUAGUUUUUUGUUUUUUUUUAAAGACUAUUUGUGAUAAGAAUUAAAAAUAAGACAUUAUCUUUAAUUCUGUCUAAUGAACAUAUGUGCAUUUAUCUAUCUAUCUAUCUAUCUGUCUGUCUGUCUGUCUGUCUGUCUAUCUAUCUGUCUGUCUGUCUGUCUGUCUGUCUGUCUGUCUAUCUAUCUAUCUAUCUAUCUAUCUAUCUAUCUAUCUAUCUAUCCACAUGUGUAGGUUGGAGGGAUUCAAUUUGCAGUUAAAAACCUAAAUAUAGUUUGAGGUGUCAUUUCAUUCUCUAGUUCAAUCUUCCAUAUGACAUGAUUUAUUAGUUGUCACAGUAAAUAAAAACCAAAGUCAUUUCUAAAGUUCCUGCACACUCCGCACACAAGGUGUGGUUACACGCUACUGUUUAAUUUAUACAGAGAGAGAGAGAGUUAAAGUUCCAUUCUUAGGUUAUGUUACACCCACCUAAUUUACUCAGCUAAAUGAAAUCUCUGCACACCAGAUUCUACCCAGAAACUCUACACUUAAAAUCUUUUUUUUGUUUUUAUUAUUAUGGCAUCAGCUAAAAAGCAAAAAAAGAUUGCUCCAUAUUCUAAAGAGUCCAAAAUUCCCCAAAUCAAUGCACUAAAUUUCCGAGGAGAGAGGUUCUCCCCUAGGGGUAAUUAAUGAUUUAAAAAGAUACGCCAAACACUAAAACUAGUGCAGCCUGAUGUAGUGGUUAUGGAUCCUGUAAUGGAUUGUCAUGGGCAACUUACCUGAGCCCUGUCUGGUGCCCUCACAACAACUAUCUUUUACAGCAGGAGACGUCAGAUUGCUCUAUAGAGCAAAGAAAGGCCAUGGGGAACUGUGCACCAUGGCUGAGAGUGUCAGCUGACUGUUUUCAGCAGAUGAGCAUGGUCUGGUAUUAGCUGGGCUUUGCUUCACAAACACAUUUGGAUUCUCUAGCUGGAGAUGACCGGCUACGGCGCAGGUGUUAGGAGGAACCCAGGUAAAUUAGUUAUGGUGUUUGGAGUUUUUAGCCCAAAACCACAUCUGUAGAGAUCUGCUAAAUAGUUUAUAGUUUCUUCUGUGUGACUAGACUAGAUACUGUAAGUAGCGAGAAGCAUUAUCAAUAGUUUCCAAAACUAUAGACAAUUUGGAAAUGAAUAUAAAACACAUGUAAAGUGGGCUUUGCAUCUUUUAGAUUGGAGCUAAAAUACUACAAAUAUUCAGUGGUACCCGUGUAAAUUCCAGUUUGUUAAAGAGCUAGUUCCCUUCUCUCAUAUACUAACCUUUAUAAAAUCAUGCUCCCCCAAUCCUUGCUUAUUUAAUUUCCUUUGUAGCACUUUCAAUGUACAAUAUUCUUUUAUCUCAACAAUCUUCAGCUAACCUCUUCUUUCAUGAUGCACCCCAGUUCCUUUCUAUUCUCUUCUUGGCCUCAUAAUUCUAUAGCAAAGUCUAAAUGACCCGCUGUAUCAUCACUUUUCACAAAUUCCUGGAAAGUACUUAUUCACAAACAUCUUUCUUGACCCUCCCAAGUUCAACCCUUACCUGAGUUCAUCUGACCCUCUUCUCUGCUAGUUGUAUUCAGUUUAUCUUAGUUGACCUUAUAAUGUCCUCUCAUUAUUAUCUUCUCCCAGUCAAUGUCCAGCUGUCUCUCUUCUCACUAGUCUCAUUUAGUGCAUAUAAUCUCAACUCAUAAAAUCUCCUCAGUAUGUAUUCUCUCCACCAAUGUCCUUCUGGUUGUCUUCUCCAUACUGCUAGUCCGUCCAUGUCAUCUAACUUCAUGCUUCCUUUCAAUAUUCUCUUCUUUGCACCAAUGUACCCAUCAUCAUGACUAGUUCUUCAUCUAGAUUCCAAAAUCAUUCUUGUAGUAUCAAAUUCUAAAAUGUAACCUGCUUUUUUGAAAACCCCAUAAUCAAUGUGCUCCAUAAAUGCUGUUUUUCUACUGACAUAUGCAGUAUGUCUAUAUGGUGCUCACAAAAUACUUUGUAUAUACAUUGUAUAAAUUACCCGGAGGAAACCUUGUUAACCAAAUAUUUGUGAAUGGCAGGUCCAUUGCAAUUCAUUUUCAGCUAUGAACUUAGAGAUAUGAGGUUACUCUUAGCAAAAGGAACAAUUAAAAUCAAGUGGAACUUGUUGAGAUAAAGUGACAUGCUAGUAAGCCAGUCCUCUCCAGUGUUCCACAUCUGAUGAAUCAGAAUUUCAGAAUUAGGGGCUAUAAAUAUUACAGGGCAUCUUACUACCUAUCCCGCCCUCUCCCCCCCACUUCCUCCUUUAGCACUUGAAAGGUUAAUCAUAUUUUAUAUUUUCCAUAUAAUCAUAUAUUAAAUUUGUACAUUUUGACAAAGCCACAACUUUGCUUUAAUUCGUGUGUAGGCUGAAACCUUCAGCAAUAUGUGGUCUGUGCAACUUUAGCAAAGCUAUGGAGAGCCCACCUUGUCAAAUCCACGACGUAUCUGAAGAAGGAGGGAACACGUAGUCCUCGCACACACAAUUAUGAAAUGAAUACUAAAAACCACUCAAAUGUCAAAAAGACUUAAACUGUAGGUCUGGGUCUAGCCACAUUUUUACUCAAAAAUAGUUCUUUACAUCUAGUUGUGGUUAGUAUAUACCUCCAAUGUUGCUUGCUGCACCCUGGGCUGUUACAGUGUGAAACCUGUAGGAGAAAGUGCAACAUGCACACAGUUUAUAUACACAUUUAUGGUAUUUUUUACUAAAUGUCAGGAUUUCACUUAACAAUAAUAUGAGAUUCAUCAAAUCACAUCACUUUUAACUAGAAUAAUAAUUAAUGAAUUACGAUCAACAUUUUCCUUCUCUGGAAACUCACCAUAAACAUAUGGCACACCGUCACCAGACACAAAACUCUCAAGAAAGAUAAAAUAUGUGAGGUUAUUAUAGAGAAGGGUGAUGACCAUGGACACUAACAUAAUACACUUACAAAUCGACCUACUAUUUUUUUUUUUUGCUCCAGAAUUCUCCAGAAUGCCACUGUGCAUCAUACAGUUGGGAUGGAGGGAUCUGGCCUUUCAUGUUCUAUCUAUCUAUCUAUCUAUCUAUCUAUCUAUCUAUCUAUCUAUCUAUCUAUCUAUCUAUCUAUAUAUCUGUCUGUCUGUCUAUCUAUCUAUCUAUCUAUCUAUCUAUCUAUCUAUCUAUCUAUCUAUCUGCCUGUCUAUUUAUCUGCCUGUCUAUCUAUCUAUCUGUCUGUCUAUCUAUCUAUCUAUCUAUCUACAUACCUGUCUGUCUGUCUGUCUAUCUAUCUAUCUAUCUAUCUGUCUGUCUGUCUGUCUGUCUUUCUGUCUAUCUAUCUGUCUGUCUUUCUGUCUAUCUAUCUAUCUAUCUAUCUAUCUAUCUAUCUAUAUAUAUAUAUCUGUCUAUCUGUCUAUCUAUCUAUCUAUCUAUAUAUCUAUCUAUCUGUCUGUCUAUCUAUCUUUCUAUCUAUCUGUCUGUCUGUCUGUCUAUCUAUCUGUCUGUAUAUCUAUCUAUCUAUCUAUCUAUCUAUCUAUCUAUCUAUCUAUCAUGCUUGAUACACUGUUUGGCAAAACUGACUCUCAAGGUCAUUAAUCUACCCUCGAUUGAUUAGAAAAUAUUAAAAUUUUAGAGCUGCAUUAUUACUUGUGAAAAAUGUAUGCUUUGUGAAUGAAAAGUAGGAGAAAGGAUAUUUAAGUUUACAUUAUUUUUAUUAUUUUUAUUUCAGUAUCAGCAUAUCGUGGUCAACUUCUUGAAUCCAAACAGUGUACAAAAGUAAAACCAGCACGAAGAUUACCUGACAAACAGAUAAAGGAAUACUUCAGGCAAAUCACUCCAAUUAAAGCAAUCUUGUAAGUAUGAAUAUGAAAUUUAUGAAUUUAUGAAUUCGAAAAAAAUACCUGUGCUUGUGCUUAAAAUAUAUACUACAAUAUAUAAAAACUGAAUCCGUAAAGUGAUAGAAAGUAUAAAAAUAUAUAAAACAAAGUCCAUGCGACAGUAGAGAUAAAAUGUUAAAAUGUCCAAUAAAAUAUAUAAUAACGUCUCACUAGUAUAUGGAUAAGUGUGAGUACAGUCCUCAAGAGUUGAUCCGUCCGAGUUGUAGAUAGUCCAUAUAUGUGAAGAUAAAAGCACAAUAAAAUUCCAAUGGUGUAGUAUGUACUUAAAAGAUACGUGAAAUAAAAAAUGGAGGAUAGUACACUCACAUUUGAUGGAGCUUUGGACCAGCUCUAGGAUAAGGGGCACUUAGCGGUAUAAUCCCUUGAGGAUAAGUGGUAGCAGUAGAUCAAUCCGUCCAACUUGGUGUCCGUAGUGGUCCGUAGAAUAUAUGGAGACAAUAAUAGUGCUCUCAGUAUGAAAGGGUAAAAAGGAUAAAAUAAUACAAAUAUACUCACAAUGAUAGAGCAGAAAAUACUGCUCUAUAGAUGCAGCUCUGGUGGACUAAUCCCCACAUUGGAUUGCUUGAGCAGGAUACGGUAGAAUGCCAGGAAAAUUAAGAAAUUUAAAGAAAGUGUAUAUACAAUAAAAUAGGAUUGGCCCUAUAAAAAGGAAUACCAGAUAAAAAAAUUUAUAAUUAAAAAUACACAGUAUAAAACCAUUUAACGCAUUUCACCUCAGGGGCUUUUUCAAAAAUGGCAAGAGAAAUCAUUUUAUCUCUACUAUCGCAUGGACUUUGUUUUAUAUAUUUUUAUACUUUCUAUCACUGUACGGAUUCAGUUUUUAUAUAUUGUAAGUUAUUCAUUUUAUAGCGCAGCCCUUUACCCCCUUUUUUUCUCUUCUCUGUUGUCACCAAGGGUUUUUGAGGGAUUCCCUUGUUAGGGUUGCUGCUUCCAUUUACUGUUACUUAGCGCAGACUCCUUCUCUCCUCUUUCUUCCUUUAAAAUAUAUACAACCAGACUAGAAAACGAUGGAAACGUCAAGAAACUGCAUGACAAAUAGACGUAUAACAAUACACUUUUUAUUAAUUCCAGAAACUUUUUGAAACUUUACGAUUAAGAUAUGUCCACUGUUCUAAAACAUUAGAGAACAGUCUAAGCACCAAAACAAUUUCAUCUUAAAGAACAUUAUGGUAUUAGGAAUAUAAUGGUGCAAUAGAUAAGGAGAAGAGACAGCGCUGGUUAACCAACAGGCAGCAAUCCUUAAAAAUGGAAUCCCUAAAAAAACCCUUAUAGAACAAGACAAAUAAAAAAUUAAAAAAUCAAGGGCUGCGCCACAAUAAAUAGUGAAUAAAUAAACAAUGUCCAAUUCCAAUAAUGAAAGCAAAUAUAAGAGAAAGUCCAACCUAAGUAUUCUCACUGUCGUCUUAAAGUGCUGAGUACAGGGCCAAGAUCUUCAGAUGUUUAUAUGGUUCCACUUAUAUGAAAGAUAAAAAAAGAGGAACAACCAAUAGUGCAAUAUGUAUAGCGCAAAUAAAAAUGCAGAUUAAAAUAAUGGUAGAGAACUCACAUUUAUAAGAGCUUAUCUCCAGCUCUAGGGUAAAGCGUGUACAGUGGUAUAAUCCCCGCUUAUGGGAUAUGUAGUGAGUACCUCUCCAUCACUGGUGUCCAAUACUCAGAAAAGAGAAGAUAAAAGAGACAACCAAUAGUGCUCUCUGUUUAACGGUCUCACUGGAAAUUAAUUUAAAAUGGUACUUACAAGUGAAGAGCAGACCGACUGCUCUAUGGUGUCAGAAUAGGUGGAAUGAUCCCCACCUAGGAUUUCUUGGGGUACAGGAAACUUCCAGAGGUAAUAAAACCAAAGUAGUAAAAAAUAGGGUAAAAAGCAGAAUAAUAAAAGGCCAGGAUAAAGUAAAAAAUGUGUAUAUAAAAAAAGGAUAAUUGGCACAAACAAAUGACCCAAAAAUUUUAAUUCAAAAAUACACUAUAUAAAAUUUCCAUAAAACCCAAUGGACUUUAUUCCAUUUGAUAAAGUCUGUUGACGAAAUGCGUUAUUGCACUAUUGGUUGUUCCUCUUUUUUAUCUUUCAUAUAAGUGGAACCAUAUAAACAUCUGAAGACCUUGGCCCUGUACUCAGCACUUUAAGAUGACAGUGAGAAUACUUAAGUUGGACUUUCUCUUAUAUUUGCUUUCAUUAUUGGAAUUGGACAUUGUUUAUUUAUUCACUAUUUAUUGUGGCGCAGCCCUUGAUUUUUUUUUAUUUAUUAGGAAUACAAACCUGAAUUCCUAAUGCUAUGGUGUUCCUGUCCCUAGUUCUAUAUAGGUUCCUACCCACUAUGUACAACAAUACUUAAUUAAAUUAAAGGUUUAUAUACCUUUUUCCAGUACCGAGGCAUUCCUCGGUGCGGCUUACCUCUCCAUCUAUAAAGAUGUCAUGGAAGGGACAUGACGUCCUCCACGAUGGUCCAACACAAUGCUCCUCAUAGAAUAUAGGAUAAUAUAAAUUAAGAGGAAUAAGUUUGUGUACUUUUACUACACAAUUUACCCCUGAAUAAAAUGGUAAUAUCCGAUUAUCAAACCAUUAGCAAACUAAAGCAUAGCUAAACAUUUUUUUUUAAUACCAAGUGAAUAUGUGUACAAUCCAAUGUAAACUUCAAAACUGAAACUUUUUUUAUCUUGUCACAAACAUAAUUUGCAAAGAUCGAUGUUAAUAACCAUUUGAUGAGAUAUUUCAAAUUGGCACAUAAGUGCUAGAAGGCACCUAGAUGGCGUACCGGGUGGAGACUUACAGUAGGGAAAAUCAGUUACCUUAGCUAAUCCAAUCCAAUGAAAAACUUCGACCGACACUUUUUUAACUUCUUCGUCCACAAAGUUACAGGUGGCAAAAGAAGAAAAAACUGCAUCUCAUACAUAAUCUUAAAAGGUCAUUCACUAAAGUAAAAAUCUAAAGGCAAUUUAAAAGGCCAAAAUAGCCAAACUGUAAGCAUUGCUGGCUUAGAGAAUUAUUCUCGUUUUACAAAGUAUACCUUCACUUUAAAUGAUCUGUUUGGUGAAUAAGACUGAUAGUGAUUAAGUGUGAGAUGCUCGCAUGCAAAAUGUGAGAUGGAAAAGUUUCUGUCUUUGCUCAUUUUAACUUUGCGGCUGCAUGUCGAAGAAGUAAUUCUUAUUUUAUUAUUUAUAAAGCCCCAGCAAGUUCCGUAUCACUCUACAGUGGGUGGACUAACAGACACGUAUUUGUAACCAGACAAGUUUGACGCACAGGAACAGAGGGAUUGAGGGCCCUGCUCAAUGAGCUUCCAUGCUAGAGGGAGUGGGGUGUAGUGACAGAAAAGGUAAGUAUAGAGUAGAAAAGUAGGUUGCUAGAAUAGUAUUCACUGAGGGUUAGUGUUUUGUUUUGAUGACAGUUACAGGAGAGGAAUCAGGGUGCUGGGAAGAAAAAGCAGUUAACAGUUUAAUUGAUAUGCUUUCAUAAAGAAGUAAGUUUUCAAAGAUUUUUUGAAGGAGUGGAGGCUGGGUGAAAGUCUAAUGGAGAGGGGAAGGGUGUUCCAUAAGAACGGUGCAGCCCUAGAGAAGUCUUUAAGGCGAGCAUCAGAGGUAGGAGUACGAAUAGAGGUUAGACGGAGGUAUCGGGCAGAGCAUAGAGGCCUAGAAGAGACAUAUUUGUGUACUAAUUAACGGUGAAAAUGCACCUAACUUAGUAAAAUUGCCCUUGAAGUUGUUAUUCAACUCAGAAAACACAUACUGCGCAGCCCUGGUAAAGAAUGUUUGCAAAAUUACAAUUCUUUUUUUUUUUUUUUCUUAUCUGAACAGGUUCACCACGUUUAAAAACAUAACCAUCUGUGCAGAUCCCAACCAAAAAUGGGUUAAAAAGGCUAUUGAAACACUGGACAAGAAAGCCGAGCCACAAACUGCAAAGAAAGUGGAAACUGGAAAGAAAAAGAGAAAAAACAAGCCACAGAAAUAA
Pelobates cultripes (western spadefoot toad) is the source of this 11014-nucleotide messenger RNA. NCBI's taxonomy places the organism in Eukaryota, Metazoa, Chordata, Amphibia, Anura, Pelobatidae. The record is from the annotation of a GenBank genome assembly.